Capronia epimyces CBS 606.96 is the source of this 1521-nucleotide messenger RNA. RefSeq lists its product as uncharacterized. Gene Ontology annotation, molecular function: zinc ion binding; protein binding; sequence-specific DNA binding. Bases 1 to 1521 code for a protein of 506 amino acids. The transcript has a single exon. The record is from RefSeq and is a predicted model, not a curated record. Gene Ontology annotation, biological process: regulation of DNA-templated transcription. Lineage: Eukaryota; Fungi; Ascomycota; Eurotiomycetes; Chaetothyriales; Herpotrichiellaceae.
AUGGGGACUUACCAGCCUGACCCGACGUCUGUCAUGGGUUCGUCCUUCGAUCUCCAGCAGGGCAUGUUGGACGCCUCCUUGGUCAGCAAUGCCGAUAUGGGCUUUUUUGCCGAUGGCCUGACCCUCGACAUGACUGUUAUUCCACACUCUACUUUCGACGAAACUACUCUAGUUCCACACAACCUACUCCAAGAGAUCUCAGGCAAGACUGACUCCGCUGAUAAUAUGCCUGCCAACAAUGCAGGCGCCGGGCCCUUACCCGCUGGUUUUGCGGUCCAGAGCUCCCAAAACUCCGGUAGCACUCUAACCGAAUUCACCAAGAGGCGAAAUUGGUCCCAGCGCGUGAUCGAGGAGCUCAAAGACUUGAUGUACAUUUUAACCCCCGAUGGCCGGCUUCUCUAUGUCUCGCCCUCGGCCAAGAACCUGACAGGGUACGAUGCGGCUGAUCUAGUAGGGAAACCUAUAUCAGAUUUUAUCCAUCCCGACGACUCAAACCUGUUCAUUCAAGAGUUCAAUGAGAGCAUUGCCACGGGUAACACUCUACGCUUCUUUCACCGUUUCCGCACCGCCGAGCAGAAGUUCCGCAUUUUUGAAUGCCAUGGUCACCCUCAUCUCACGCCCGAAGUUGGGCAAAUGGAGCUGUCUGGUUAUCCGGUCAGCCCUGCUGGCAUCUGUAGGGGGUUUUUCAUGAUGGCACGACCAUACCCGAACAAAAACUCGGAGCUUCUGGAUUCAUUUCUGGAACAUAAAAUCGAGAACGUCCGCCUCCAGGCCAGGAUUGCUAACUUAAAGCGAGAAGAGGCCGAAGACCUGGAGCUCCAGCAGGAGCACUAUCACAAACAAUCCGCAACAGUCAGCUCACGGACGAACUCCAAUUCAGCCGAUAUGACACCGCGCUCGCCGUCUGUAGUCUCCAAGUCUGAAUACCAGGACUACAACGGCAUGCCGCCACCAGCUAAGCCCACCGUAUCGAAUGUUGCCCUUACUCGGGAGGCUCUUGACGAAGCCAACGCGUAUGUUCGACCAGACAGCAUACGGGACAAGAUGGCGCGGUAUGAGGGCUCAUCUCACGUCGAUUCUAUCGAGAUGAUGACCGGGCUCCGGUAUCGUGAGGGCGAGAGAUCUCAUGGUAUAUCAACGGGGGGCAAUUCUCCUGCACUUAUACGCGGUGACGCGGGUAUUGAAAUCCCGUUCGAGAAAAACGAGGCACGGUAUUCGUAUGCGGACAAACGACAGAAGAAGGUCAAGAGUGCUGAUGAGUACGUCUGUACGGAUUGCGGGACGCUCGACAGCCCAGAAUGGCGAAAAGGUCCCAAUGGGCCAAAAACGCUCUGCAAUGCCUGCGGUUUACGGUGGGCGAAGAAGGAGAAGAAGAAAAGCGGCGCUGGCGCCAAUACUGAUGUGUCUUCCACUGCGCCGGAUGCCAGCAGCUCCACCGCCAAUACAGCGCCAAUACCAGGGCCACCCAGCUCGACUCCCGUCAAGGAGUCAAAUUCCACCGAGUCGACAUCAAUUGAGUAG